AUGGAGAUCUGCAGUUCUGACUCCAUCCACUACAUGGUGCCGCUGUCCCGACAAACAGACUUCUUCGUCCCAGAGGUGAAGGAGGAGCCCAGGGCCGAAGUGAAGGAGGAGGACUCCGACGAAGACCGAGGCACUGACAUCACAGGUGCAGAUUCACACAGUGACGUGAGCUCGGCGAGCGGUGGCGCCCCCUGGGACAGCAGAGAGACGUCGUUGGCCGCCUCCACCGCCGCCUCGCUGGCUUCGGCUCUGCCUCUGCCGGACCCCCAGCCCCUGGCCCAUCACCGGGGGUCCCGCGGUUCGAUUGGUAGCAGCGGGUCCUCCUUCGAAGAGCUGGACAUGGACCGGGAAGACCAGGAUGCAGGGACACUGGAGGAGGAAGUGCCAAAGAAGGAAGAAGAGGAGGAAGUGGACAUGCCAAAAAUGCAAGAGGAGGAAGUGGACAUGCCAAAUAAGGAAGAAGAGGAAGUGGACAUGCUGAGGCAGGGGGAGGGGUUUGAUGGGAAGGUUAUUGGAGCGGGGGAAGAGUGA
Knipowitschia caucasica is the source of this 531-nucleotide messenger RNA. Lineage: Eukaryota; Metazoa; Chordata; Actinopteri; Gobiiformes; Gobiidae. The record is from the annotation of a GenBank genome assembly.